AACCUGUGACGACAAACGGGUCGGCCUCCUGCUAGUGUCACUUCCGCUUUCUCGCUAACGUGGUGGGCAUUUUGAACGUUUGAAGCUGCAAGUUCCCGGUUGGCGGGACACUGAGUAGGCGACCGCGGCGGAGCUGAGCCCGACCAUAGACAUGUCGGAGCGGCGAACACGAUCUGGAGGGGCCGCCCAGCGGUCUGGGCUCAGGACUCCUCUUACUAAGCCUUCGAAGUUGUCCAAGCGGAAAUCUGGCUCAGACCUCCCGAACACGUUCCCUGAAGUCUGGCCAAGGACAACUCCAGCAGCUCCAGUCAGAAAGGCCAUCGUCUUGAAAAAGAUCGUAGCUCAUGCAGUAGAGGUCCCAGAUGUGCACACACUUCGCAGGAGUCCUAGGAUCUCUUUUAUUGUGGAAAAAGAAAACAACCCUCCGCUCAAGGUUCCCACUAAAGAGGACCUCUUCAAGACUUGUAGUGUCCCUGGUACUCCCUCCAGCACCCCCGUGCAUUACACUCAGAGUAUUGAGUCUAUCUCUGGAGAAACGGAGCUGGACACCAGAGACCUGGAAAUGUCUCAGAAAGUCAGGCGGUCAUAUAGUCGGCUACAGAAUCUUGGUUGUGCCUCAACCUCCACCCCUGGCCGCCAAUCCUUCUUUGGCUUUGAGGGACCUGACAACUUGCCUGGAGUCUCACCUGUCGUAUGUUCAAAGUUAAUCAAGACCCCAAAGGUACCUGCAAAGCAUUUGGUUCCGGAUAGAACACUCCCUGGAAUCUCUCCCCCAGUUGUGAAAGAGAAACGAAAGAAGAAGUUUCCUGAGAUCUCGUCUUCUGCAGGCAGACAGAGUGCCCACUCCAAGCAGGUCUUGAAAACAGCCAUGCAGCCUGCUGAACCACAGCCAGAAGAACCUAAGGACGCCAGGGAUCCUGUUGUGGAGCCAUCUCCAGAGCCAGCAUUGGACAUGCAGCCGGAACCCACUGUCACAUUCCUGUUCACACUUCUGAAUACUCCUGAGCCCAAAGAUGAGACAACGGACACCGAGUUAUAUGAAAAUCAGUUCAUGGAUCAAGAUGACUGGGGCCCUAGGCGGACCUCAGAAGAAAUACAGCUUUUGCAGAGGGACUGCAGGAGGCUUGAGGAAUCAUUGUACGAUAGCCAGAGAGCAAACAUGGCCCUUGAAGAGAAGCUUGAAAACUUGCCUACCUUGUUGUAUGAGGACCUGGAGGACAUUUUGAUCACUCCAGAGGAAUCUAGAGUCACCCAGGAAACAGAUGAAAACUCCCAAGACAAAGCAGAGAGCCUGCAGGAGGGCAGAAGACAUUCCAAGGGAAGCAGGAGUCAGCCAGCAAGAAGCAGAGGACACCCAGGAGGAAGCAGGAGCUAUCCAGGAAGAAGUCCAACCUCUUGCUUGAGCAACUGGAGAAGGCUUCUAGCCCGUGCUGCUCCUUUGACACUCCCAUACCUUUGCCAGCAGCCACCUUAUUCCCAGAAGACUCUACAGGAGUGUUCCACCAGUCAGCCCCUCUUUAAGCCCCAGCAAUAAAGUUGCUGAGUUGCAGAACCAA
Messenger RNA from Mastomys coucha (southern multimammate mouse), 1556 nucleotides. RefSeq names its product cell division cycle associated 5 (gene Cdca5). The record is from RefSeq and is a predicted model, not a curated record. NCBI's taxonomy places the organism in Eukaryota, Metazoa, Chordata, Mammalia, Rodentia, Muridae.